Messenger RNA from Miscanthus lutarioriparius, 591 nucleotides. The record is from the annotation of a GenBank genome assembly. Lineage: Eukaryota; Viridiplantae; Streptophyta; Magnoliopsida; Poales; Poaceae.
AUGGCUGGCACAAAGCUAAUAUCACUAGGGCUCAUUGUCCUCAUGAGCAUGGGAUUAGCCAAUGCUGUAAGGGUGGCUAGAUACUCUAGUGCUGAUGGGACCGGCACUGGAGAGGGAGGGGGCGGCGGAUAUGUGAAUGGCGGUGGAUUAGGGUCUGGGUCUGGCACCGGAUCGGGUGAUAGUGGUCCUUAUGGUGCCCAUGCAAGUGCUGGAGGGGGUGGUGCAGGUGGUGGAACUAGCCAAUAUGGUGGGUCCGGAUAUGGUUCAGGGUCAGGGUCAGGUUCAGGAUCUAGUACAUCUAGUCAAGGAGGGUAUUCUGAAUUUGGUCCUUAUGGAGGAGAAUCUUCUAAUGCUGGUGGUGCCGGUGGUGGUGGGGGUGGAGGACAAGCUGGAGGUGCUUGGAAUUCCAAUGCUCAAGGAUCCGGUAGCGGCACCGGUUCUGGCUCUAGUUAUGCUAACAGGUAUUGGGAUGGUUCAAGUGAUGCGGGUGCAAGUGCUAACGGCAUUGGUAGUGGCACAGGAAAUAGUGAGAAUGGUGGUGGUGGCGGUGGUUCUGGUGCCGGAACUGGAUAUGGCAAUGCCUACCCAUAA